Messenger RNA from Stegastes partitus (bicolor damselfish), 1083 nucleotides. RefSeq names its product peripherin-2-like. The record is from RefSeq and is a predicted model, not a curated record. Lineage: Eukaryota; Metazoa; Chordata; Actinopteri; Pomacentridae. Gene Ontology annotation, cellular component: plasma membrane. The coding region runs from base 1 to 1083 and encodes 360 amino acids. The transcript is spliced from 5 exons. Gene Ontology annotation, biological process: visual perception.
AUGACGUUGCUAAAGAUGAAGUUCAACCAGCAGAGGCGGGUGCGUCUGGCCCAGGGCCUGUGGCUGCUGUCCUGGCUGGCAGUCAUGUGCGGGGCCUUCAUCUUCUGUCUGGGGGUUUACCUUAAGACAGAGCUGCUUCGUAGGUCCGAGGUGAUGGACAACACAGAGAUCCACGUGGUGCCCAACAUCCUGAUGAUGGUGGGCCUGGCCUCCAUCGGCACCAACUGGGUUGCCAGUCGUGUUUGCCAGGACUCCUUGGAUGCGAGCCGCUUCCCCCGUUGGAAGGUUCUCCUGCUGGCCUGGUUUGCUGUAGCCGCGCUGCUCUGUUGUCUGCUUAUCGCCGUGGUGGUGCUCAGCUACGCCCUGCAGGGACGCCUGGAGGAGUCCCUGAAGGUCGGCCUGAGGAAUGGAAUUCGCUUCUACAAGGACACAGAUGUACCUGGACGCUGUUUUCAAAAAGAGACCAUUGAUCAUCUGCAGAUGGAGUUCCGCUGUUGUGGCAACAACAACUUCAAGGACUGGUUCGAGGUGCAGUGGGUCAGCAACAGAUAUCUGGACUACACCUCCAAGGACGUCAACGAUCGGAUUCGGAGUAACGUGGACGGGCGUUACCUGUUGGAUGGCGUUCCUUUCAGCUGCUGUAACCCGGCCUCCCCUCGCCCCUGCCUGCAGUACCACCUGACGGAUAACAGAGCCCACUUCAACUAUGAGUACCAAUCAGAGGAGCUCAACCUGUACAGCCGCGGCUGCAGGCAGGCUCUGAUUGACUACUACAUGGACUUGAUGAACUCAACCGGUCCUGGCGUGCUGUCAGUCAUCCUAAUACAGAUGUCAGUCCUUCUGAGCCUGCGAUACCUGCAGACGGCCGUGGAAGGAGCCAUGGCUCUGGAGGACCCCGAGGGUGAAAGUGAGGGUUAUCUCCUGGAGAACAGUGUGAAGCAAACCUUUGAGGAUUGCAAAGCCAAGGUCCUCGACAUUCUAAAGUUUGCGCAGGUUGAUGCCACUGCUGACGAAGCGUCCGGGGAUGCAGACGGCGAGAAAACAGCUGAUGAGAAGGCGGCCUCCCCAACUCCUGCCAGCUAG